AUGCAGAAACAUGCAGACUCAUGCCAAUAUCACGGUGUUCCAUGUCCCAACUGUAACAAGACGGUUGCCGAACGUAACAUGGCAACACAUUUGGGCGAAUGUCAGAUGAAAGUCGGUAAAUGUGCCUAUUGUGGUAUAAUUGUCAAGACGACAAGCAUGGAAAAACACUUGAAGAUCUGUCCAAAAAUGAUCAUCAGUUGCCCGUUUCAAUGUGGCCUGACGGACCGAACACGGGAAGAGGUUUGA
Messenger RNA from Ostertagia ostertagi, 246 nucleotides. The record is from the annotation of a GenBank genome assembly. Lineage: Eukaryota; Metazoa; Nematoda; Chromadorea; Rhabditida; Trichostrongylidae.